Molecule: messenger RNA, 2040 nt
Organism: Mytilus trossulus (common blue mussel)
Lineage: Eukaryota; Metazoa; Mollusca; Bivalvia; Mytilida; Mytilidae
Exons: 10
Coding region: 180-1796 (538 amino acids)
Source: RefSeq, a predicted model, not a curated record
AAUUCUUCAGGAUUUUUCUUCUGUAAAUCAAAACGAAAGUAGGGAAUUCCCAAAAAAUAUAACCACUUGUCUCGUGAGUCACAGAAAAUAAAAACAAGAGUCCAACUUGAUCUCAAGGACACAACCAAAGAUUUUUGAAAAGGCUGGUUAAAAGGGUAUGAAAACACUGCAAGAUUAAGAUGGAGUUAAUUUGUUCAUGUCAUGCAGCUACCAGUAGAAGAGUAAAGCAGAUACAAGAUAUUUGUACAGGAAAGGAUAUAUCUGUAACUGUUAGGCAAUGUAAAGGAAUUGAAGAUGUUAAAAGAUUGGAACUUGAUGUAAAUAAAUGCUGUGUGCUAAUACUAGAUGAUGAACUGGUUGACUUAUUAGAAAGUUGUGGAAGACUUGUGGCCAAAAUACUAAAGAUAACAUCAAAGCCUAACAAGUUGAUAUAUUUCAAACUUGUUACUUGCGAGAAAAUGGAAAUGUUUGACGAAUGUGAAUGGAGGCAAUGUGUUAACUCGGAGGAGGAACUGAUCAAAAUUUAUACAACAAAAAUAUGUAAAUCUCCGACAGAGUCUGAUGAAACAUCAAAUACAUGUCAAACAAUGCAGUCAUUGAGCUUGCAGAGUGCAGAGUCUUUGUCCAAUUCGUUGUUUACAAAUGAACCAGCUGUGAACCAGUCAUUGAAAAUUACUCAUGCAAGACCAGAAGCUGUAGAAAGUAGACAUUCUUUCUCUAGUGGGGAUGACAAUCAUGAUGAGAAACAAUGCCAGAAUGACUUGAAAAUACAAUCUGAGGAGAAAGGUGUUAAUAAGUCAAAGAGUGAACAAAAUCUUGGUUCCUCAGUUAGUUUACCAGAAAACAAACAGAAUAAUUUUGAACACAAAGGAGACAGGAAAAGUUUACCAAAUGAUUUACAGAGUGUUGCUACAAACAACUUAUAUCCAAGGUUGAGUGGAAUUUCAUCAUAUAUGGAAGCAGGAAUGUCAUAUGGCAAUGCACAGUCACAUGGCAAUUUGCCAACACAUUGUCAUUCAGAGUCACAAAGUCAAUUCCAGUCCCCAACCCUGAAUAGACCAUUACAACCUUGGUCUUCUCCAAAUGGAUGUAGCUUUAAUUCAUCUGGUCCUCAGGCUAUGACUUGUCAGAGUGGCCAGGGAUACAGUUGUCGUUGUGGUUCAUGCCAAACGCUGCAUCAACACUCUGCAAGUUUUCCUCAGUUCCAUACCUUACAGCCAAAAUCUAUAGCAGGCAGUUCCACUGGCAGACCUGAUACAACCAAUAACAUGAACUUUAGACCAGAGAUAAUUGCCAUCAACAGAGGUUUUACACCAACAUAUAAUCCUAAUAUACAGACAGAUGGAUCAGAUAACAGGACCCUUUCUUGUGACCAUUGUGGACAUUCUGUUAUCCCAAAACAUGAAAUGAGUGAUGUUGGACCUUCAUAUGAGACUCAUCAUUCUGCUGGUGGUGCUUCUGGUAUGACAGAGAAAGAAUACACGAAUCCCGACAAAAUCAGUGUAUUAGAAUUAAAGGAAGCAGUUAUGGUAAUGAUAAGAGACACCCUUGAUUGUUCCGAUUAUUACAACUGGAAGAAACUUGCCGACCUCCAUAAGUGGUCCUUUGGUCGAAUAUACCAGCUUGAACAGAAGUGGAAGAGUCGUAAAAUCGAGAGUCCUUUCAUGCAUCUGAUUGAAGAAUUUCAGCAUUAUACCCUUCUAGAUCUGAAGGAAGAUUUGAAACAAAUCCCAAGAAAAGAUCUGUUGCACAAAAUAGAGGAACUUCAGAGGGGAGGAAUGUUGUUCCAUAAUUAGAUCACCGUCACAAAUUCAAGGGAGAUAAUUAAAAAUGUUAAACUUUCAUUAUUCACUAUGCAAAGUGUUUUUAGGUGUUGAAUUUAAAGUAUCUUGAUUAAUUACUGUAACGAUGAAGAAUUUUAAAGUACUGAUGAUAUUUAAAAUCCAGAUAUGCAUUUUCAGGGUUAAAUCCAAUACAGCUGUUUUGAUAUUUCACCUAAUCAGAUAGAUGAUAUAAGAAGCCCCCGACAAGGUUAAUCAU